Messenger RNA from Rhodofomes roseus, 1362 nucleotides. RefSeq lists its product as uncharacterized. Gene Ontology annotation, cellular component: cytoplasm; ubiquitin ligase complex. The record is from RefSeq and is a predicted model, not a curated record. Gene Ontology annotation, molecular function: ubiquitin protein ligase activity; zinc ion binding; ubiquitin conjugating enzyme binding. Gene Ontology annotation, biological process: positive regulation of proteasomal ubiquitin-dependent protein catabolic process; ubiquitin-dependent protein catabolic process; protein polyubiquitination. Lineage: Eukaryota; Fungi; Basidiomycota; Agaricomycetes; Polyporales; Fomitopsidaceae. The transcript has 4 exons. The coding region runs from base 1 to 1362 and encodes 453 amino acids.
AUGAUUGGUGAGAGCUCGUCUCCAUCGUCCUCAACGAGUACCAUAGAUGCUUCCGAGUCAGAGAACUCGUCAGACUACCUUGCGCUAAUCGCCGAGCUCACCCUCCAGGACAUCGACGACAUCUCCGCUUCACGUAAAGGCAAGGGUAACGCUCUUGCUCCGAAGAGUGAUGACGAGUUCGCAUUCGACCUACUCGCUGAGGAAGCGCGCUCCAUGCUCUUCCUUGCGCGAGAUAUGGCAUUCGCCCAAAGCCUGGACGAUGCUUUGCAAGCGGACUACGAGAUUCUACAAGAGGCUUCACGAGCCGACGAGGUCGCUCGUUGCGAUAGGGAGUACGCAUUGGCUCUACAGGAAGGAAGACCGCCACCGAGCACGCGUAUGGAGUCAGAUGUAGCUGUGCCGGUCGUUGAUUCCAGCCCAAGCACCCCUAUCUCACCGAAUUGGUCAAUAACCAGCACUCCGGCGAUUGCAUCCUCGAGCAAGACACGACUGCGAUCGACAACUAAUGCACCCUCGGCCGGACGCAAGAAGGAAAUGUGUGCCUUCUGUCGAGACACCAUCAAUGGUUUGCAAAUCCAUGUCCCAUGCGGGCACUUCUGGGACGUAGACUGUCUCGUGGAGCUCUUCCGUGCCGCCACGACGGACGAGACACUCUUCCCUCCGCGGUGCUGUCAACAGCCGAUUUCCCUUGAUGCAGUCCAACAACAUCUCGGCGUCGCGCUGCUUGCCACAUUCAACAUGGUCUCUAUCGAAUACAGCACCACGGACCGGGUUUAUUGUCACCGUCCAACGUGUUCGGCGUUCAUAUGCCCUGCUACCGAAAGCCCAUCGAAUCUAGCUUGCCCCAAGUGUUUCGAAUCCACUUGUGGGCGUUGCAAGGAGCAGGCGCAUCCCGGAACUCCCUGCACUACGGACGACGCGCCCAUCCUUGCUAUGGCAGAACAAGAAGGAUGGGCGCGUUGUCCCGGAUGCAGGCAUCUCGUGGAGCUUACCAUCGGCUGUUACCAUAUAUCUUGUCGGUGCGGAAAGCAGUUCUGCUACAUCUGUACGGAGAUUUGGAAGACCUGUGGCUGCCCACAAUGGGACGAGCCGAGGUUGCUUGACCACGCACGGGACCGCGUUCGAAGAGAACUUCAAGCUGGUCAUCCUGGUGCUCUUCCUCCGGCACCCCAGUACGAGGAGAUGGUCCACCAGGCAGCAGAGAGGUUGCGCGUCGAUCAUCAUUGUCAACAUUCACGGUGGAGGUACCGUUCGGGCGGUGGGCACUGCGAAAAUUGCUCCCACUACCUGCCCGUAUUUCUUCUCAGCUGCAGACAUUGCCAUAUGAAUGUAUGCGUCCGAUGCAGGCGAAACAGGCUAUAG